Molecule: messenger RNA, 860 nt
Organism: Ceratotherium simum simum (southern white rhinoceros)
Lineage: Eukaryota; Metazoa; Chordata; Mammalia; Perissodactyla; Rhinocerotidae
Source: RefSeq, a predicted model, not a curated record
AAAUGAACACAUCUCAGGCAUCACUGUCAUUCAAGGACGUGGCUGUGGAGCUGACCCAGGAGGAGUGGCGGCAGAUGGACUCUGCGCAGAGGGCCCUGUACAGGGAUGUGAUGCUGGAGAACUACAGCCACCUCGUCUCCGUGGGGUAUUGUUUUACAAAACCAAAAGUGAUCUUCAAGUCGGAGGAAGGAGAAGAGCCAUGGUUAUUAGAGGAAGAAUUUCUAAACAGGAGCUCCCCAAACUGCCGACUUGAUGACCUCUUAGAAGAAAGCCAGGAAAAUGAAGACAAACAUUUGUGGCAAAUUUUAUUUAUCAACAACAAAACAUUGACUACAGAGCAAGAGAAACACUUAGGAUCACUAUUCACACCUCAUUCUGCUUCAGAGAACCACGCUGGGGAGAAACUGCUUCAGGGAACUCACACAAUGGAGAAACCUUAUAAAUGUUUUAAGUGUGAAAAAACUUUCAGCCGGAAAUCAGGCCUAAGAAAACACCAGGUAACUCAUUCAGGGGAUAAACCCUAUGAAUGUAUUGAAUGUGGAAAAUCUUUUAGCCAGAAGGCAAGCUUAAUAGUACAUCAGAGAAUUCACACAACUGAGACACCCUAUGAAUGUAAUGAGGGUGGAAAAAUUUUCAGCUAUAAGUCAAACCUCACAGAUCAUCGGAGAACUCACACAGGGGAGGAACUCUAUGAAUGUGAUGAAUGUAGGAAAACUUGCAGCCAGAAGUCACACCUCAAUGAACAUCAUAGAAUUCACACAGGGGAGAAACCCUAUGAAUGUAAUGAGUGUGGGAAAGCUUUCAACCUAAAGUCAGGCCUACGAAAAUAUCAGAACUCACACAGGGGAGAAACCCUAUAA